Messenger RNA from Penicillium salamii, 1851 nucleotides. Lineage: Eukaryota; Fungi; Ascomycota; Eurotiomycetes; Eurotiales; Aspergillaceae. The record is from the annotation of a GenBank genome assembly.
AUGUUGCAGUUUAGGGGCCAAUUACGGCCAUUGCAAAGUAGCCGGUGUGCAAGUAGUAAGCCUCUACGCUGCAUCUCGUCAUAUAUUCCCCGCUCUUUGCCCUUUCCUGCCUCUGUCUCUGCUUUCCCUUCUGCUUUUCCGUUUUUUUCGCUUCCAGUACGUCAAUUUCCAUUGUAUCGUCGAUCAAAUUCACCCCAAUACCUAUCGACCUCCGCAACGAUGACCGAAUACAAACUCAAAGGCAUAUCCUCCCUGUCCACUCUUGGAUCUCUCGAGAAGAUUGAGGUCGACGUCGAAGGUGUAGAGGAGGGGAAAGUAUUACUCGUCAAGCUGGAUGAUAAAGUCCACGCCCUCAGUCCUAGGUGUACGCAUUAUGGUGCACCGAUGAAGAAUGGUGUUGUGACAGGUGAUGGACGUAUCACCUGUCCUUGGCAUGGAGCCUGCUUCAAUGUCUCCACCGGUGAUGUGGAAGACGCACCUGCUCCAAAUGCCCUGAACAAAUACGAAGUUUUCGAGCGAGACGGAGCAGUCUAUAUCAACGCCAAGGAAGAGGAUAUCAAGUUUGGCCAGCGGAAUCCUGUGGUCAAAUGCAGCGUGUCAAAGUCGGACGAGAAAGUGGUGGUGGUUGGAGGUGGAAGUGGAACAUUAGGCGUUUUACAAGCCCUCCGCGAACUCAAAUAUCCAGGCCAAAUCACCAUGAUCUCCAAAGAGCCUGAUCUGAUCAUUGAUCGAACCAAGCUUUCCAAAGCCCUCAUCUCAGACCCCUCCAAAAUCCAAUGGCGUCCCCGAGAAUGGUAUGAGUCGGCCGCGAUUGAAACCCUCACCGAUGAAGUAACAGCUGUGGACUUCAAAGGCCGAACUGUUUCCACGAAGUCUGGCAAGAAUAUCAGCUAUACCAAGCUUGUUCUCGCAACAGGUGGAAUUCCACGCACCCUCCCACUGCCUGGUUUCAAAGGUGAAUUGUCUAACAUAUUCACACUGCGGACAAUCCAAGAUGUACAAUCAAUCCUCUCUGCCGCCAGCAACAAGAAGAACAUUGUCGUGAUCGGCAGUUCCUUCAUCGGCAUGGAAGUGGGCAACGCCCUCUCAAAAGACCACAACGUCACAAUCGUUGGAAUGGAAUCCGCCCCCAUGGAACGAGUAAUGGGCGCAAAGGUCGGCCGAAUCUUCCAAUCGAACCUUUCCAAGAAUGGCAUCACAUUCAAGCUCUCUGCAAGCGUAAGCCACGCCUCUCCAUCCUCAACUUCCAGCUCCGAAGUCGGCACCGUCCAUCUCAAGGAUGGAACAGCCCUCCCAGCCGACCUCGUCAUUCUAGGCGUCGGCGUCCGCCCCGCAACAGACUAUCUGACCAAUAACACGAGCAUCACUCUCGAAAAGGACGGCUCAAUAGCAACAGAUGAACACUUCUCAGUUCGCGGUUUGGACUCUGUCUUUGCAAUUGGCGAUAUUGCAACCUAUCCGUACCAUGGACCAGGAGGCGAUGGGGCUGGUGUCCGCAUCGAGCAUUGGAACGUCGCGCAGAAUGCGGGGCGUGCAGCCGCGCGUGCGAUUGUGCACGCGCAACGUGGAGUGUCCAUCAAAGCCAAGAGGUUUAUUCCUGUGUUUUGGUCUGCGCUGGGAGCGCAGUUGCGAUAUUGUGGGUAUGCUGGCAGCUUUGACGAUGUUGUGUUGAGGGAGCAAGGAGAAGGUAAGUUUGUGGCAUUUUAUACAAGUGGGGAGACGGUUGUUGCUGUUGCUACAAUGGGGGUUGAUCCGGUCAUGAGUCAGAGUGCCGAGUUGAUGAGGGUUGGAAAGAUGCUAGGAAAGAAGGAGAUCAUAGCUGGGGGAGACGUAUUGAGUGUUAGGGUAUGA